CACUCAUACACGGAAGUGUUUUGGUGUUGAACAACGUCACUGUUUGUAACCAUGAGCAGUUCGUUUACCAUUAACAAAAAACAACAAAUGCUCUUAUAAUAUACGUUGAAGCUAUUUCUUAUAUUAAGCUAUCACUCUACACUACCAAGCUCAAGUUUCUGACGCUACUCUUAAUUAUUUUCCGGUUGUUUUAACGCAUAGUUAGCAUGUAGGUCAAGCGUUAGCUCAUAAGCUAUGCUUUGUUGACAAUUGUUUAUGGACAGCUUGUCAAUUUUUCUUUUGACUGCAACUAACUACUGCCAAAGACCAACGUCGGAAUAAUAUGAAAUUACAAAACAUCAUUUUCCUGCCUCAUUUAGUGCUUAGUUAAUGCUUAUUAGUUAGGAAACGUGUGAUAGUCACUAAACCACGGAGGAGUAUGUACCUUUGGGUAACCAAAGCACUCUCUGAUUUCCAGAAAUAGAGUGUAUGGCUGCAUACCAUAUAUUAAGAUUUGCAAACCUAUUGAAGAAAGGACUGCCCAAGAAACAAGUCUGCACACAACCACAUAACAUUUCAAUCGUGGUGUCAGCUCAAAUUGUAUUAAUGACUGCGCUCACAGACUUUGAACCUUUAGCAAAGAGACUCAGGGUUGAAACCAGUGCCCCAACUUACCCUGCAUCUCCUCUCCAAGUUCCAACUUUUAACAUUCAGAUUGGAGAUAAUGACACAGUAAAUAAAGAAAGAAGGCAAGACAACACACACAAAAGGAUGGAUGUACAGCCAAAGACUGGAGCAGAUGGUCUGAGAGGUGUAAAGACAAAAGGUAACAAUCAAAGAAUCGGCCCAAGACAACAAAAUACCUUAAAAAAUACUCUUGAUCGAUGGUUGGUUAAGCCCAAAAGAGACCCAAGUACAGCUGAUGGGUGCCAUAUCUUAGAAGAUGUAGAGAUGGACGAUGAUGACAGAGGCUUGCAAAGCACCUCAGUUCAGAUUCAAUACUGUAAAGAUGCAGAAAAGCCUGCUGUCUCUGAUUCGGAUGAAGAAACUCAACACAUGACAUCAAAAAACCUGUAUGACGACGAUCCUGUCUCACCAGCCUCCAUGGAUUCUGCAGAGAGGACCUCAUCACCAGAUAAGCCUCCAGAGAAAGGAGAUGCAGACAAGGAAAAUACCUCUGCUGUUGUCAAGCCUGUUGUCAAAUGGCUGGGGACACCAAUCAAUGAUCUCAACAGAAUGCCUGAAUGUGGGAGAGCGCUUCCACCGCUAAAGGAUGUUCCUGGCCACCACAGUGUGAUGAUAAGGACAGACCUUCUUCACAGUGGUAAAGUACCUGUUCCAUAUCCUGCUAAGUUUAAGGAUACCUGGGAUGACAUCCAUGUCAAGAUGCCCUGUUCCAGUUGGAACCUGUUUCCUGUACAUGAUGAGGAAACACAAGAACGAGAGAAUAAGAGUCGAUGGGAGUUGAUCAAGGAAACUUUGAACGACGAAUUUACAUGUCAACCCGAGUUGAAGAAUGCCAUUUUGAAGUACAGUUCCUCACAGGCGAAGAAAUGGGACUUCACCGCAUUACGACUUUACUGCACUAAGGUCUUGGAUCCUGAUGCUGCUGAACAUCUGUUUGACUCCCUGCUGCCAGACAUGGUGCAAUUAGCACUGAGAGCAUCUGAGCUCUGUACCAAGCCGAUACCCCUCCUCAAAGAAGGCAUGGACCACUCCAUCACCGUGUCUCAGGAGCAGGUGGCAUGUCUGCUUGCCAACGCCUUCUUCUGCACCUUCCCCCGACGCAACUCCAGGAAGACUGAGUACUACAACUACCCAGACAUCAACUUCUUCAGGCUCUUUGGGGGGGGCUCUUCAAGCAAGAUUGAGAAACUAAAAACCCUGAUGUGCUAUUUCAAAAGUGUCACUGAACAAAAGCCUACCGGACUUGUGACAUUCACACGAAAAAGCUUGGAUAAACCUCUGAAUUGGAAAAGCUCACAGGCUCAGCUCACAAAUCUCCACAUCACUUGUGAAGGAACCAUUGAGGAUGAUGGUUAUGGAAUGCUUCAGGUGGAUUUUGCCAACCAGUUUGUGGGGGGAGGAGUCACCAGUUCUGGUCUAGUCCAGGAGGAAAUCCGUUUUCUGAUCAACCCUGAGCUUAUUGUUUCUCGCCUCUUCACUGAAGCCCUGGAUCAUAAUGAAUGUCUGAUCAUCACAGGGACGCAGCAGUAUAGUAAAUACACCGGCUAUGCUCAGACUUACAAGUGGGCUGGCAGCCACCAGGACACAACUCUGAGAGAUGGCUGGCAGAGAAGAUGCACAGAGAUUGUAGCCAUCGAUGCGCUGAGGUUCAAGAACUUCCUCGAACAGUUCCGUCCUGAUAGACUCAAUCGAGAACUAAACAAGGCCUACUGUGGCUUUGCUCGCCCUGAAGAACAAAGCCAAAACCUCUCGGCAGUGGCUACAGGGAACUGGGGCUGUGGGGUUUUUGGAGGUGACACACGUCUGAAAGCUCUGCUCCAGAUGCUGGCAGCUGCUGAGGCGGGCAGAGAUGUGGCCUAUUUCACCUUUGGUGACAGCCAGCUCAUGACAGAUGUCCACAAGAUGCACUCUUUCCUAACUCAGAGGAAGAUCUGUGUCGGAGAGGUGUAUGAUCUCCUGGGGCAGUACCACAGCUCAGUGUGCAAGAGCUGCCUUGGUCGGCGACCUGACAUCAGCCUGUACUCCUUCAUCUACCAACAGGUCAGCUCCUCCCCGGCGCCAGAUGACUCUGACAGGGACUCGGCGAGACAUCACGUCCCCGCAGACUGCAGUUAAGGCCAGGUGGCUGAUGAGUCACCAUGCCUAAUCUUUUUUUAUUUUUUUUAAGAAGGCUUGAUCAACCAAAUCUGGUUUUCAUCAAUGGGAGCUACAUGCAGAUCCUUUUGUAUCAAAAACAACUGGACUGCAGAGGGUGAUUAGUUACGACCCUGUCUGGCGCUGUGUUCAUUUUGCUGCAGCUGGUACUACACCGAUGGAUUGAGCUUCAAUACGACGCAAUUGUGAUUUUAAUGGUGAAGCAAAGGUUGCCAUCCAUCUUCUCAGUUUGUCAUGUUGCCUUUUUUACACCUACACAUAUCCAACCUAAUUGAAUUGGCUGUCAGAAAUGAAGUUAAAAGAAAAGAAUAACAAGAACGGGGUUUGGAAGGCUAGGAGCACUCUCAGGAAAAUGGUUUGAUUUAAAGAGCAACCUGGCUCUUUAGGAAAAAAUAUUUAACUUUCUGCAUUUACAGCAACAUUUAACUUUCAAUAAUGACUUCCAUGAUCACAUUUUACCAGUUCUUUGCUGUAUGGGAUAAAAACAUUCGAAAGAACCAACAGUUGCAUUUGAAAUAUUCAUUUGAUUGGUUUGUUUCUAUAUUUUACAACUAUUUACACUUUGAAUCUGUUUUUUGUAGUCCUUCUUACUAAUUGCUGUAUAGCUGCACAUGAACGAAAAGUAGGAUUUUUUUGCCAAAAUAAAAUCAGUUUUAAGAAAAUGGCAUAUUUGUAUAUUUCUAAUAUUGCUUUUGUUUUAUUCCGAAGCCCUAUUUACAGCCACACGUCAGAAAUACUACUUUGAACAAUCACAAUGAGAGCUUCUUGUCCCAUAGAUGUUACAGGCAAUAUCGGUUUCUGUACAGCGCUGCCAUUUAUCUUUCCCCUGCUUCACCCUUUCACUCAAUAUAUUAAUAAGGUCAUACCUUUUAUAUAAACUGUACAUGACACCUCAUUAAGUAAAAAGUAGAUCAUAGAACAUCCAGUCAGGCGGUGGGGCUCCUGGGUGAUUUCUCUGUCUGUCGGAUGAAACACCACUUCAACUGCAUUAAGAAGAAGCUGCUUGGGCGCAAAUCCUCAGACGUUCAGCCGUUGGCACUUUGGAACGUUUGAUUUCUUUUGGUAUUUGUUGGUCAAAAAAUAAUCUCAGCAAAUAAUACUUUUAUUUGUAUGUAUGAUAUCUGUUUUACAAUAUUAAAGUUGAUGUGUUUAAUAACACCAUGUUUGAUGUUAUGGACACAAUGUAUUUCA
This is a messenger RNA of Eleginops maclovinus (Patagonian blennie), 4011 nucleotides long. RefSeq names its product poly(ADP-ribose) glycohydrolase. Lineage: Eukaryota; Metazoa; Chordata; Actinopteri; Perciformes; Eleginopidae. The record is from RefSeq and is a predicted model, not a curated record. Gene Ontology annotation, molecular function: poly(ADP-ribose) glycohydrolase activity. Gene Ontology annotation, biological process: nucleotide-sugar metabolic process; regulation of DNA repair; ATP generation from poly-ADP-D-ribose. Gene Ontology annotation, cellular component: cytoplasm; nucleus.